CGCAGGCCACGCCCACCUCCUCCGCCCCCCAUGUCCCCCAGCCGCUCUGGGCCACCCGCGACCGCCCUGCCCUGGGGCUACUGGCUCGUCUUCGGCCUCUACGAGCCCCUCCUCGCAAUCUGCGGCUUUGUCGGGGCCCUGGCCGACCCUAAGGGGGCGCACGAUGCGCAAGCACCCUGGCCAUCGGGCGGCGCGCCCCCGGGCCCGCUCGCGAAAGCGACCCAAGUCACCAUGCUGCAGCUCGCGCAUGUCGUGGGCCUGCUCGGCCUCAUUAACCUAUUCGUGCUCGGCGCCGCGCGCAAAUACCUCUUCGCCCACCCCGCGCUGCAGGAGAAGAUCGUCGGCGCCCUCCUCACCCCCCUCCUCAUCGCGGACAUCGUCCAUCUCGUUAUCACCUGGUGGGCGCUGGGAGACAGUCGGUGGACUAUGUGGGAAUGGAGCGGGCUGCUAUGGACGACUUUCUUGACGGGCUUCAGUCUGCUCGUUCCGAGGAUUGCAUGGCACAUGGGGAUCGGACGGUAUGUGGAUAGACGGGAUGGACAGGCAUUGCGGAAGAUAUGAAUAGACCCGGAUUAAAUGCAUUCGACGUAGGGUACUUUACGAUAAUCGUUAUUCGUAGCAUACACCCUCUCCGAGACCUGGGGAUCCUACGUAGACAUAGCUCGCAUUAGUGACAUAUUUCUGAAGUUUAAACUCACCUGCCUCAAGCGAGCGCUAGAUGUACUGUCACCUAACU
Molecule: messenger RNA, 736 nt
Organism: Trametes versicolor FP-101664 SS1
Lineage: Eukaryota; Fungi; Basidiomycota; Agaricomycetes; Polyporales; Polyporaceae
Exons: 2
Coding region: 31-561 (176 amino acids)
Source: RefSeq, a predicted model, not a curated record